Acinonyx jubatus (cheetah) is the source of this 13863-nucleotide messenger RNA. It is a transcript of the gene PLEKHA8, whose product is annotated as pleckstrin homology domain containing A8. Gene Ontology annotation, cellular component: cytosol; membrane; cytoplasm. The coding region runs from base 6591 to 8171 and encodes 526 amino acids. Lineage: Eukaryota; Metazoa; Chordata; Mammalia; Carnivora; Felidae. Gene Ontology annotation, biological process: ceramide transport; intermembrane lipid transfer. Gene Ontology annotation, molecular function: ceramide 1-phosphate transfer activity; ceramide 1-phosphate binding. The record is from RefSeq and is a predicted model, not a curated record. The transcript is spliced from 14 exons.
AAUAAACGUUGAAAAAAAAAUUUUUUUUUAAAUAAAUAAAAAAAAAAAUGAAAGGAUAUACAAACAUAGAUGCAAAAAUCCUCAAAAAAAUAUCAGCAAAUUGAAUCCAAAAGUGUAUAAAAAGAAUUGUAUGCCAUGACCAAUUAGAAUUUAUCCCAAAUGUGCAAGGCUGGUUCAACAUUUGAAAAUUCAUCAAUGUAAUCCAUUCUAUCAAUGGACUAAAAAAGAAAAAUCGCAUGGUCAUAUCAGUAGACAGAAAAGCCAUUAAGCAAAUCACCAUUCAUGAUAAAAACUCAGUAAACUAGGAAUGGAAGAGAAGUUUUAAAGAGUAUUUUUUAAAAAUCCACAGCUAAGGGGCACCUGGGUGAUUCAGUUGAGUGUCCGACUUGGCUCAGGUCAUGAUCUUGCGGUUCAUGAGUUCGAACCCCACAACAGUCUCACUGCUGUCAGCCUGCCAGUGCAGAGUCUGCUUCUGAUUGAUCUUCUGUCUCCCUCUCUCUCUAGCCCUCCCCCUCUUGAGCUGUCCCCAAAAUAAAUAAAUACUAAAACAAAAACAAAAACCAACAGCUAACAUCAUACUCUAUUGUGAGAAACUAGAAACUUUCCCGCUAGAAUCAGGUAUAAAGCAAGGAUGUCUCCUCUUACUACUCCUUUUUAACAUCACACUGGAAGCCCUUGCUUAUCCUGUAAGGAAGAAAUUAGAAGCAUACAGAUUUGGAAGGAAGACAUAAAACUGUCUUUGUUCACAGGUAACAUCACUUAUGUAGACAAUCUGAAACAACUAACCAAAAAAGUGGAACUAAUAACAAAUGUUAGCAAGGUUGCAGGAUACAAAGUUCAUGCGCAAAAGCCCAUUCAUUGCCUUCCUAUAUACCAACAAUAAACAAGUGGAACUUGAAAUUUCAAACACAGUACCAUUUACAUUUAAACCCCCCCCCCCAAAUGAAAUACUUAGGUAUAAACCUAACAAAAUAUGUAUAACACAUGUAUAAGGAAAACUAUAAAACUGGUGAAUGAAAUCUAAGAAAAACUAAAUAAAUGAAGAGAUAGUCCAUGUUCAUGGGUAGGAAGACUCAAUAUUGUCAAGUUGUGAGUUUUUCCCAACUUGAUCUAUAAAUUCAAUGCAAUCCCAGUCUAAAGUCCCAAGAAGUUAUUUUAUGGAUGUCAGCAAAUUGAUUCCAAAAGUCAUUUGGAGAAGCAAAAGACCCAGAAUAGCCAACACUAUCUUGAAGGAGAAGAACAAAGUUGAAGGACUGAUGCUACCUGACUUAAAGACUUACUGUAAAGCUAUAUAAUCAACAAUGUGUGGUGUUGGUAAAAGAAAAGACAGAUCAUUGGGGGGAAAAAAACCCAGAAGCAGACCCACAUAAAUACAAUCAGCUGAUUUUUGACCAAGAAAGAGAGACAAUAUAAUGAAGCAGAGAUAAUCUCUUCAACAAAUUGUGCUGGACCAACUGGACAUCCACGUGCAGAAAAAGUUAAUCUAGAUACAGACCUUACAGCCUUCACCAAAAUUAACUCAAAAUGGAUCAUAGACCUAAAUGUAGAACACAAAACUGUGAAACUCCUGGAAGAUAACAUAGGAGAAAACCUCGAUGACCUUGGCAUUUUUAUGCCUUUUUAGAUAUAAUCCCCAAAAUACAAUCCAUGAAAGAAAUAAUAAAAAAUAAUUAAUAAAAAUAAUUUAAUAAGACUUCAUUACAAUUAAAAACUUUUGCUCUGUGAAAGACAGUAUCAAGAAAACUAGAAGAAACAUCACACGGGGCGCCUGGGUGGCUCAGUCGGUUGGGUGUCUGACUUCAGCCCAGGUCAUGAUCUCACAGUUCGUGGGUUCGAGCCCCGCGUCAGGCUCUGUGCUGACAGCUCAGAGCCUGGAGCCUGCUUUGAAUUCUGUGUCUCCCUCUCUCUCUCUGCCCCUUCCCUACUCACACUGUCUCUCUCUGCCUCUCAAAAAUAAAUAAACAUUGAAAAAAAAUUUAGAAGAAACAUCACAGACUGAGAGAAAAUACCUGUGAAAGACAUCUGAUAAAUGGACUAUUAUCCAAAAUAUACAAAAACUCUUAAGACUCAGCACUAAGAAAACCAACAUAAAAAUGAGCCAAAGACCUUACAGACACCCUACCAAAGAAGAGAUAUGGAUGGCAAACGAGCUUGUGAAAAGUAGCUUCAUGUCAUAUGUCAUCAUGGAAAUGGCAAAGCACCAGUGAGGUACCACUACACAUCUAUUAGAGUGGCCAAAAUCUGGAACGCUGACACCAUCAAAUGCUAGCAAGGACAUGAAAUAGCAGGAGCUCUCAUAAAUUGCUUUAGAAUACAAAAUGGUACAAAAAGAAAACAAAAAACAAAACAAUACAAAAUGGUACAGCCAGCGACUCUAGAAGACAGUUUGGUGGUUUCUUACGAAACUAAACCUGCUCCUACCAUAUGAUUCAGCCAUCGCUAAAUUUUACCCAAAGCAGUCAAAACCUCAUGUCCGCACAAAAACCUGCACAAGGAUCUUUAUAGCAGCUUUAUUCUCAAUAGCAAAAUUUGGAAGCAACAGGAUGCCUUUCAGUAGGUGAAUGGAUAAAAUGGUACAUCCAGACAAGGGAAUCUUGUUCAGUGCUUAAAAGAAGUGAGUUGUCAAGCCAUGAAAAGACAUGGAAGAAUCUUAAAUGCAUAUUACUAAGUGAAAGAACCCAAUUUGAAAAGGCUACAUACUGAAUGAUUACAAUUAUGUGACAUUCUGGAAAAGACAAAACUAUGGAGACAAUAAAAAGAUGAGUGGUGCUGCAGGGGCAGGGGUUGUAGUGGGAGAUGAGUAAUGAUGGAUACAUAUCAUACGUUUGUCUGAAUGCAUAAAGUGUACAGCAGGAAGAGUGAACAUUGAGAUAAACUGGACUUUGGAUGAUUAUAAUGUGUCAAUAUAAACGAUAAAAAAAAUGAGCCAAUCUGGUGAGUGAUGUUGAUAAGGGGAAAGGUUAUGCAAGUAUGAGUGAGGGGCAUAUAGGUAAUCUCUGUAUCUUCCUCUCAGUUUUGUUUUAAACCUAAAACUGCUCUAAAAAAUUAAAAUCUUUUAAAACAUUAAAAAAAAAAGAUAGGAAAAGGUACCAUGCAAACACUAAUCAAAAGCUGAAUUGCCUGUCUGAAUAUUAGACUAGGUAGAUUUCAGAACAGAAAAUCUCAGGGGAAAAGGAAGACACUGUGCAAUUAUAAAAGGGUUAAUUCAUCAAAAAGAUAUAGGAAUCCUAAAUGUAUGUAUAUCUAGAAACAGAACGUCAAAAUCUAUGAAGCAAAAACUGAUAGACUGAAAGGAGAAAUUCACAAUUAUCCUUGGAAACGUCAACAUUCUUCCUGUCAGUACUCCAUCGAACAAGUAGACAGUAAAUCAUCCAAAGAUAACAGAAGAUCUGAAUACUAUCAACUAACUGGACCUAAUUGACAUUUACAGAGUGAUCCCUCGAACACCAUCUGAAUACUGUAUGUUUUUCAAAUGCACCUGGAACAUUCACUAAGAUCGACCGUAUUCUGGGCUAUCGUAGAAACCCUGCCCAAUUGAAAGAAUGCUCCUGUCUUUAACAGAAGUAAACUAGAAAUCAAUGACAGAAAGAUGUGAGAAAUCCCCAAAUAUUAGGAAAUCAAACAAUAUGUUUCUGAGUAAUCCAUGGGUCAAAGAGGAAGUCUUCAAAAAAAUUGAAAAUAUUUUCAACUAAAAGGAAAACACAACAGUGGUUGGCCAGGGGUACAGUGUGGGGAGGGGGUUUGACUACAGAGGGGGAGCACAAGGGAAUUUUGAGGGGAGGAUAAUGGAAUUUUUCUGUAUUUGUUAUGGUGGUUGUUAGAGGAUUAUGCGUUUAUCAAAACUCAGAACUGGUAACCAAAGAAAUUUCACUACAUGUAAAUUUUAAAAUAUUGUUAAGAAUGUAAGUGCCGAGUCAGCAGAGCAUGUGACUCUUGAUCUCGGGCUCAUGAGUUCAUGCUCCAUGUUGGAGGUAGAGAUUACUUAAAAAUAAGAUCUUUGAAAAGAAAAAAAGAAUUUAUGUCUCUUUUUAAUGGAGUGCAGUUAUUUUUAGUGAUAUGUUUGGAUGAGUUACAUGUCACAAGGCUGCUGAGUAUGGGAAGUUACAUUGUUUUUUAGACAUAGGUGUGACUCACAAGUAGUCACUUUUUGGUUUGGAUCUUUAAGGUAUAAGAACAUGUCUAGAAACUGAUUUUAAAGUGGUUGUUGUGAAAUUAAAAAGGAAGAAACUAUAGUAUAAAGUUAACAUGAGCUAUGCUGUUUUAGAUCCAAAUAUAUGUACAUUUUUUCAAGAAAACUAUGCUUAUUGGAAAAAAUCCAUAUUGCUUGACAUUAGUUGAGCUGAAAAAAGUGAAUUUUGCAAACAGUUGCUGUCAAUUAAGUAUAGAUUAAGUAUAGAAAGACAUUGCACUAUGUGAGAAAACAACAGGCUGGUAGCAGUUUUGGAAUAAUGAUCUUCCAGUCUUUAAUUUCUUUGAGUAAUGUUAUAUUGUUUUUGAGUAUAAAUUUUAUACUUCUUCUAUUGAGUGUAUUCCUAACUAUCAUUCUUUUCGAUCUUACUGUAAAAGGAACUGUUUCCUUAAUUUCACUUUCAGUUCAUUGCAAAUGUAUAGAAAUACAAUUGAUAUCUGCAUAUGGCCUUCUAUCCUGCAACGUUACUGAAGUUAUUUAUUCUAAUUUUAAUUGAACUCCUUAGGUUUUUGCUUUGAUUUGUUUUGAAAUAUGUAAGAGCAUGUCUGCAGAUGAAGGUAGAUUUGCUUCUUCUUUUCCAAUCUGGAUACCUUUUAUUUCAUUUUUUACCCUAAUUGCCCUUGCUAGAACCUCCAAUAAAAUAUUGACUAGAAACAGCGAGAGGAAGCAUCCUUAUGUUGUCUCAGGGGAAAAACCUCCAGUCUUUUGUCUUUAGUAUGUUAAUUGUGGGUUGUUUUGUUUUGUUUUGUUUUGUUUUACAUGCUUUAUCAGGGUGAAGAAGUUCCCUUCUAUUCUGAGUUUGUUGAGAAUUUUUAUUGUGAAAGGAUGUUAUUACAUUUUGUCAAAUGCUUUUGCUUUUUCUACAUUUAGUGAAGUUGAUCAUGUGAUAGUUUGUAAAUCUUUUAUUUAGGAAUAAAUCCAAUUUAGGCUUGAAGUUUAAAAAAAUGGAUAUUGGCUCACUUUUUGACUAUGAAAAAGUUCUUAUCUAUGGGUAUAAUAUGGUCUUAUUGCGGUGUUCAAAACUGUCGUCUGGAUUUGCUUCCUUUCCCUGCCUCCCUCAAGUCCUCCCACCUCCGUUCGCUUAGUGGGUGAAUCACGUUUAGGUCCCGUGUGGUGGCAGAAUGACUGCUGACAGCUCCAGGCAAACAACUUCAAGACCAGAGCAAAAAGAGGCAGUCUCCAUUUCUUUCCAUCUGUCUCCAGACCCAGCAGAAGUCUCAGGUUUAUUUAUCUCUGGUUGGGUCACUUGCCUGUCGCGGAGUGUAUCAUUGAGGACAGGGAACGUGAAGCUCCAUUUAAGCCUGAAUCACAUGCCCCACAUAGAGCCAGUCAGCCCCACCCAAACUACAUGGAUAGAGUGUGGAGGAGGAGAAUUUCAGUAACAGAGGUGUUAAGGGUGGAUACCAGGUUGCCAAAAAUAAAUGUCCACUAUACCUUUUAUAGUGAAAUAAUCCAGGAUAAUGCAAAGUAUGUGAAAUUGGCAUUUAAAUACUUCUAUUUCCCGACCCCAUCCCUGGCAGAGGUAACUUAUAUAAGCUAAAACUUUUCUUUGCUCAUUGAAAUCUCUUGUCUAAUCCCUGCAAGCAGAGAGUUUGGCUGACACCACAUUCCAUCUCCAACAGAGAAUGGCCAAAAAAAGGGGGGGGAUGGGAAAGUGGGGUUGGACCGGAAGAUUAAUCCAAUGGUAAUCUAAGGGAGUGGGGACUGGUUACACCCACAGUUUUCAUCUGCUGUUUUGUUACCUUGAAUAUUUGAUCAUUUCCAAGUGUAUUAGCAAGGGUUCUUUAGAAAAACAGGUCCAAUAGUAUAUACAAUUGUAUAUGUAUUAUAUACAUAUAUGUAUGAAGGGAUUGUAAUAUAUGAAGGGAUUUAUUGUAAGAAUUGGCUCAUGCAGUUAUGGAGACCGGUCCCAUGAUCUGCUGUCAGUAGGCUGGAGAACCAAGAAAGCUGGUGAUGCAAUUCGAUCUGAGUUCAAGGGCCUGAGAGUUAGGGAGAUGGAUGGUAUUAAGUCCUGAUCUGAGUCCACAGUCCCCAGGGCACCAGUGUCCCAGGGCAGGAGAAGGUGGAUGUCUCAUCAAGAAGAGAGAGCAAAUUCUCCAUUCCUCUGCCUUUUUGUUCUACUCAGGCCCUCAGUGGAUUGGAUGGUACUCACCUGCAUUGGUGAGGGGAGUCUUUACUCAGUCUACUGACUCAAAUGCUAAUCUCUGCCAGAGACACGCUCACAGACAAACUUAGAAAUAGUGUUUUACCAGCUAUCUGGGCAUCCCUUAGACUAUCAAGCUGAAACAUCAAUCAAAGUAACUGCAGAUUAAUUUAAAACAGGAAGUGGAUUAAUGGCGUCUUCAUUCUUGCCGCUUUUCUCAUACAGUUAUUUCUGAGCUGUAACUGAGCUUUCUGGGAAAUGGACAUCGUGAAAGAGCAGUGCAUCCCAGUCCUUCUCUGGACUGUCCAUCGCUGUGCCGGUUGGCAGCCUCGAUGGUUCCUUCUCUGUGGGGGGAUAUUAUCCUAUUAUGAUUCUCCUGAAGAUGCCUGGAAAGGUUGCAAAGGGAGCAUCCAGAUGGCGGUCUGUGAAAUUCAAGUUCAUUCUGUAGAUAACACGCGCAUGGACCUGAUAAUCCCUGGGGAGCAGUAUUUCUACCUGAAGGCCAGAAGCGUGGCUGAGAGACAGCGGUGGCUGGUAGCCCUGGGGUCAGCCAAGGCUUGCCUAACAGACAGUAGGACCCAGAAGGAAAAAGAGUUUGCUGAAAACACUGAAAACUUGAAAACCAAAAUGUCGGAACUAAGACUCUACUGUGACCUCCUCGUUCAGCAAGUAGAUAAAACAAAAGAAGUGACCGCAAUUGGUGUGUCCAAUUCUGAGGAGGAAAUUGAUGUGGGAACUUUGCUGAAAUCAACCUGCAAUACUUUUCUGAAGACUUUGGAAGAAUGCAUGCAGAUCGCAAAUGCAGCCUUCACCUCUGAACUGCUCUAUCGCACUCCACCAGGUUCACCGCAGCUGGCCAUGCUGAAGUCCAACAAGAUGAAACAUCCUAUUAUACCGAUUCAUAAUUCAUUGGAAAGGCAAAUGGAGUUAAACAAUUGUGAAAAUGGAUCUUUACAUAUGGAAAUCAAUGAUGAUGAAGAAAUCCUAAUGAAAAAUAAGAGCUUAUAUUUGAAACCUGCAGAGAUAGAUUGCAGCAUAUCAAGUGAAGAAAAUACAGACGAUAAUAUAACAGUCCAAGGUGAGAUCGUGAAGGAAGAAGGAGAGGACAACCUGGGAAAUCAUGACAGCAGCUUGGCACAGCCUGGAUCAGACUCCUCAAGUAGCUCUCCAGAAUCCCACUGGGAAGAAGGCCAAGAAGUUAUCCCGACUUUCUUUAGUACCAUGAAUACCAGCUUUAGUGACAUUGAACUUCUGGAAGACAGUGGCAUUCCCACAGAAGCAUUCUUGGCAUCAUGUUAUGCUGUGGUUCCAGUAUUAGACAAACUUGGCCCUACAGUGUUUGCUCCUGUUAAAAUGGAUCUUGUUGGAAAUAUUAAGAAAGUAAAUCAGAAGUAUAUAACCAACAAGGAAGAGUUCACCACCCUCCAGAAGAUAGUGCUGCAUGAAGUGGAGGCAGACGUAGCCCAGGUUAGGAACUCAGCUACAGAAGCCCUGUUGUGGCUGAAGAGAGGUCUCAAAUUUUUGAAAGGAUUUUUGACAGAAGUGAAAAAUGGAGAAAAGGAUAUCCAGACAGCCUUGAAUAACGCAUAUGGUAAAACAUUACGGCAGCACCACGGCUGGGUAGUUCGAGGGGUUUUUGCGUUAGCUCUGAGGGCGGCUCCGUCCUAUGAAGAUUUUGUGGCCGCGUUAACCAUCAAGGAAGGCGACCACCAGAAAGCAGCAUUCAGUGUUGGGAUGCAGAGGGACCUCAGCCUUUACCUCCCUGCCAUGGAAAAGCAGCUGGCGAUACUGGACACUUUGUACGAGGUCCACGGACUGGAGUCUGACGAGGUGGUAUGACGUCUGCAGGACCGCGCUGCCUCCUACCUUCAGGGAAUAAAGUCUGCUAACGUGUUUUGUUGCCCUGCUUCAUUCCCAGCAGCAGCUUCGACCCUCUCCAGCCCCGUACUUGGUGGGAUGGAGAGAAGGAGGCAAAGCCUAGUGCUUUUAUAUGUAAUUUUUUUUUAAGGCGUAUGUGUUCUGUGUGUUUAAAAAUCAAGGUGCUAUAUAUUUCAGUUCAAAGGGCCUCCUGGAAACCAAAUCAUAGCUGUUAUAUUAGAAUUGAACAGCAAGUUAUAAGAGCAGAUUUGACAAAUGAGUUUGUCAGUACUGUGUUUUGUUUUUACCUUUCACGCCCCAGCUGAAAAUGAGCAAGUUCUGUAGCAAGGACUGUAACACAUAGCCAGUGUUUCGAUCAACUUAGACUAAAAAUUGGGGGGAAGGCUAAGCCCCUUUGUUGAAGCUAUUGAAAUGUGGAGUUGGUAUUCCUAGACGUUCAGAGAAUCCUCUCUCCCACGGCUCUGUGGUCAGGAAGCGCCUGUGUAGUUCAGGUGUUUGGGGCAUUGGUGUGGGCAUGUCAGUGUCGAGGAGGAAGACACAAACACGGAGUGCCAUCCCUGUCCGUGGGGGGGGGGGGGGGGGGGGGAGACUGUGGCUCCGAAGGGGUGAGUGGUGUGGACUGACCCCAAGCAGGGGGACAGUCUGGCAGAGAUGUGACAGGUCACCCAAGAUGACCCCUAUCUAGUGCCCACACUUAGCUGGCAUGCUUUCCCCUGCACCAUCUGAAUCAGACAGUACAGUGAAACUGUGACAUUCAGACUUUAGGGCUUAUUACCCAUUUCAGAAGUAAGGUGUAGAGGUUGAGGAGUUUACUCACAGGCAUAUAGCUUCUACUUAGAGGAAGCUGAUGAUUGCAAAGUGUGAUCUGGACCACCUCUGCAUCAAAAUCACAUGGACUGCUUCUUCAAACAGCAAAUUCCCAGGCCUUACCCUGACCUACUAAAGAAUCAGAGUAGUGGGGGGUGGGACUCAGGAACCUACAUUUGAAUAAACUUUCCAGUUGAUUCCUGUGCACCCAGGGUUGAAGAACUACAAGAUUAAAUUCUAGUUUAAAUUCUAGUUUGCAGAACUCUUCUGCAUGAACUAAAUGGUGUGUCCUUUCUUUUCCAAAGAGGAAGACACUUUCAUUGAAAUAAAAUAGUUAAAGGGAGGGUGAGACGUAGAGCAAGUCUACUCACCAUUUUCUUAACUGAACCAGCAUCGGCGCCCAGCCAUGAGGCUUGAGCAUCGCAUCAGGGACCACGGUUCUGAAUGUGCUCUCUGAUCAAUCUUGGUAUCAUCACCAAUAGUGCAAAGCAAGCUGUCUUUACAGCUUUAAGACUGUAUCAGAGUUUAAAGGUAGGAUUUAAUCUUGCAUAAUACAACCCUGGGUAGGCGUUCUCCUGGAAAGCGUGUGACGCCAGGGGUCUCCAGUAGGCCAAACUGCCAAGAGUGGGCGUGGGAAGAAAGUCAUGGAGGCUUCCCCCCCAGAGGCUGCUUCCUUCUAGCAACUGGAAGAGAAGGUCCAGCGGAAGGUAGUGCCCCAGGGUAGAAGGUGAGGGCCUUUAAAGGGCACAGGUGCAUGCUACCUGAGCAGCCCCAGGUGAUUCUCUUCCAGGACAAAGAGAACCCUCUCCUUAGGCGGAGGUUCUUGUAGGGAGGGGUUUUGAUUUUGUCUUUUAUCUGUCUUUAAACGAAUUGGCAUUUAUUUAGCUCGGAUUAAUGAAGCAGGUAUGCAACUUACGUGAGGACUUCUGGAAAAUGCUUAAAGAAAAACAAAUGUUUAAAGGCUGGGGAAACGGUGCUAAAAUGGUAUCGCUUCUUCUGUAUUUUAGCGCUUGUUAAUGGCAGCUGCCAAGGCCUGUGUGUCGUUUCCCCUGCCCCCACAAGCAGCUAGUGUGGAUCUCCUCUGGUCAGUGCGACUGUGACGGAGGAGCCGGAGGCUACUUCGGACUUCCUCCCUCUCCGUAGCCUCCCGAGAGGGAAAAAGAAAGCAACAGCCAGUCUGUGCUCGAACCCUGAACGAAGGCACUUUAGGCAUUGUGCUGUUGCAAGGGGGUGCCACCGGGAGACUGUAAGUAUCCCUUCGGAGCAGCUGCUGCCGCCCCGUCACCCCCAGUGAGCUCAUGUGGUCUCUUGGAGAGGGUGCGGGUACACGGCGCGUGCCUCGGACUCGCCACCCAAGCUCUGGAUACACACAGACAGAAGACAGCUGCUCGGCGUGGCCAUUUCCCAUUUCUAUAGGUACGGCCUUGGUUUCCAUAACUUGGUUUUCCGGGGAAGAAGAAUUUAGUAUUAUCUGGGAUCGCUGGGAACCCAGAUCAGAAUAGCUUGAGUCUUGAAUAAGUUACAUUUUGUACUCCCCCUUUUCCCACCCCCGUAGACAGGCGUAGUGUUUUUGACAGGUAUUUUCCUCACUGGAGCAUGUUAAAUGUGCCCAAGAUGUAUAAAGCUCGCAGGGUCCUGAAUAAAAGGAACUGGAAAUUGAACCUCGUACUAUGUGAUAAAUGCAACUUGACGUGCAGUUUGGCACAGUCAGAGCUUCCUCCUGGACACACAGCAUUUGCUUCUAGUUGAAGUUCUAAUCUGCAGGUACCGUCUGAGAUGGGAACAAAGAAAAGAUAGUUAAGACCUUUUCUGCAUGAUCCUCCAAGAUUUCUGGGACUUUUAAGCUUUCUUUCACCCAGUGAGAGAUGAGAAAACAUUAGUAUGCUUGUCGACAGAGGAGUCACCUUGCCCUCAUUGCUCAAAACAUUUUUAGGAUUCCUUUUUUGGAGUAACCUUUAGAGAGAUCCUGAAGAAGAAGGUAAUUUGUCUUCUGGGGGUUAGUAGAAGCUGAUAAGUAACAUAACAAAGUGCUUGGUGCACGUAAUUUCGUCACGUGCGCACCUCUCCCCAUCCUCCCACAGGAGAAGCCAGGCUUUACACUUCAGGGGGAUUAAUACACAUUUGUCCAACUGAACAAACUCCUUUCGAUGCCGGCAAUUAUCAUUAUUAUUGUUUUGUCCUUUGAAAGCAGAUUUGCUUCAUUAUAGCUAAUCCUGGUGAAAAAUGUUAAGUUGGAGGGAUACCUUUUGGGGACCAAACCAACUUACAACUGUGAGGUGGAGAUGAUUUUCUUGUCAGCUCUUGAUCCAGCUCUGCAGGGAGUUCUGGAAGCAGGGCUCUCCGGAGGUCGAGCAUCUGAGUCCCCAGAGAAUUGACUUUGAAAGGCAGUGUUCAUUAGGAUGUGUAAGUCGUGGCUUGAGGCACCUUGUCAUCACUAUUUGCAUGUCAUUUCUGAACAGAGAGUUUCCUCAAAUGUCAGUUUGCACAAUAAGGGAUAUCUGGACUCCAGAACUCAGCCUUGCCGCUUUCUGUUACUGGGGAUAGCCAGCAGUGCCCCCUCAGAGCACCGGAGCCCCCCCACUCUAGCUGUUCUGCCCCAUUCCUUAGCAGCUUCCUCUAACUCCUACCUACGUGGAGCCCCUGCUACGGACCUAGCCCACAGUCAGGUGCCCAGUCGCCGGGGAUUCUGUUCUCUUGGACUUCAUUCAGGAGCUUCUUAAAGAACCCCCGGUCCCAUCUGUAGCUGUGAAGCAGGUGACCGCCAUGUGCGGAAAGUGACCUGUCAUCAGAUGAGUGCCGCCGGGAACGUUUGCAGGCAUCUCUUUUUGAUUAUUAAUUGCAUCUGUGUAUAUACCCAAAAAGUCCAUGCUUUCAACUUUAUAUUUUUGGAACAGUGUUUUUAAUGAACAAUAGGUGGAAGGAGCCAGUAAAUAAAGUCACUUUUCUUUAUUAAAUUUGAAGGAAAUAAAAGAGCUAGAGUAAGAGGUCUCUUAUUAAUGGGACCUGCUCUGAUUAGGAAAAUCACAUAGAUGAAGAAAUAUCGUUUAAGACAGUAGAGAGUCAGGGGGUCGUGAGCAAUAUGAGAUGAUGUGAGGCAAUUUUCUGAAAGCUUUUUAUGUUUCUUUUCUAUUUAAACUAGUACAUCCCACAAGAAGUUGGUUACUUAAUGGUGCGUUUCUGAAUCGAUUAAAAUCAGUUACUUCAGGUUUUAGUCCUAGGUUUUACAACUCUUCAGCUUCCCUAUUCUGAUGUUUUAUGGGUGGUUUUUUUAGGGUAAACCGUCAACCUUUUUUACAUUUUAGGUUUAGAAUUUGUAAGUAAAAUAUGUUUUAAGCCAUCGUUCUGUCAGCUGAGCUAAUGUGCUUGGUCUUAGAGGGCCUGACUUCAGAUGCCCUUUGUGAUCUGGUACAGUCUGUGCACAACCUCAGUGUGUACAGUAAGUCUUGUGUCCCUGUGAAGUGUAUAUGGAGGGCUUUCUUUAGAAAUACGUUCUGCUUCUGGAUGUCCCUUUGUAACCUGCAGUUGCUUACUCAGGGCUUUCAUAAUAAUGACAUACAAACUACUCAGUAGCUGUCUAAUCGUAUUUUAAGACCGCUUACCAGUUACAAGGUUGUUAGGGAUCCAUUCAGCACUUCAUGAACAAACUGUUCGCCGGACCUUCUCUGUAAACGUUCCCGGUUCCCACCCUGUUGCAGCCAGUAGUCCUGUGUAUGGAGGCCACUUGCAUGACUUCUCUCGUCGCACUGCUGCUCUAAGGCACUCCAGGGCAUGAUUAAGUGAUCAUUGGCGGUACGCAUGCAUUGAUCCUUCUCCUCCGCUGUUCUUCUAUAGCCUUUCAUUCAACGGAAAAAACAUACCACGGCUCUGUGAUGCAAAAGUUUGCAAGAUUUUUUGGUUGCCCUUUUUAAUCACUUCUCUUUCAGAGCGAACAGAUGUUUUCAGCUAAGCUAUGUGAGAACAUAAGGAAGAGAUCCUGCUUGUUUUAAGCACCGUUCUUUCUAUUACAUAUAUUUUAAAGUGUGGUCAUGUGGUCAGUAUUUCUUCCCUGUACUUUAUAAACAGCAACCACCCUGGGACGGUUGGCACCCCUUGCAAAACUAAUGAGAUCACAGACUCCUGUGUACAUGUCUCUUCAUAGGUGCGUGUGGAGUCAGUGAUGACAAGACGGGUGACCUAGAAGUAUUCUGUUGCUUCCUAGAAGGCUGAUGAGCCAGUGUCAUGGCAUGUUUGAUGUCUGCGUCCCCAGUGUCAUGACAGUUUCACUAGAAUGUCAGUAAACAGCCCAACUACCUCAUGUGAAAUUGGCUGUGGACAAUCUGUGUCAGAUGAGACAUGUAUUUAAGGUUGAUUUAAUCUGGUUAGUAGAUUGGACAAAAUGAUGUCUCUCUAAGGAAAAAACAUGAGACCAGAUGCCAAAGGCUACAAUGUACAUAGAUUUCCUUGGAUUAAUUUUUUAAGUCGGUGUUGAAUUCCAGCCCCAGUAUUCUUAUCUUGAGUGUUUAUGGUCUCAUAGAUCCACGCACUUUGAAUACCUGUCACAUGCAGUCUUGUGUUAACUGUUCUUGUCCUAAAGCAUUUUGAAUGAGCAGCAUAAUGACAGUAUAAAGCGAGUGUCAAGUAGUUUGUUGAUUUGUUCAUUUUAAUGGGCCUUUACUUAGAAUAUAAUGUGUUGGAGCCUUUGGGGACCAACCAGUGAAUGAGAAUUUCAUGUUUGGUGUUCAUGUAAAAACUGUCCAACUUCUUACUCUGUAUCUUGUGGGGAGGGUUUUACUUUUUUUGCAAAAAUGUUUGAAAACAUCUGUCAGAUUUUAUAUUCGUUAGUUAUAAUAAACUUAUUUUUAAAGUA